Nezara viridula (southern green stink bug) is the source of this 420-nucleotide messenger RNA. The record is from the annotation of a GenBank genome assembly. Lineage: Eukaryota; Metazoa; Arthropoda; Insecta; Hemiptera; Pentatomidae.
AUGAUCAAGUACGGAGGCUACCACCAGCAAGCUCCCGAGUACAAGGAAGAAGAACACUACGAGCCAGCUCACUACCAGUUCCACUACGACGUCCACGACGAGCACACCGGAGACAUCAAGAGCCAGCACGAGCAGAGGGAGGGGGACAAGACCGAAGGCGAAUACAGCCUCGUCGAGCCCGAUGGCACCCUCAGGGUGGUCAAGUACCACGUCGAUGGAAAGUCAGGGUUCGUAGCUGAGGUACACAGGGAACCCGGCAAGUACAAGCCAGCUCCCGAACCAGCCUACAAGAAGCCAGAGCCAAGCUACUACAAACCACAGCCAACCUACCAGAAGGCUGAACCAUCAUACUACAAGCCUCAGCCCAGCUACAACAAACCACAACCAAGCUACUACAAACCACAGCCAAAAUACUACUAA